Trichobilharzia szidati is the source of this 1069-nucleotide messenger RNA. Lineage: Eukaryota; Metazoa; Platyhelminthes; Trematoda; Strigeidida; Schistosomatidae. The record is from the annotation of a GenBank genome assembly.
UUGUCGAGAAUGGGAGCGGAUAUGGGCCCAGACCAUCAUCUUGUUCAAGGAACCUUCAAGGUGAAGCUGAAAUCCUUCAGAACAACUGGAGACAGACCACAAUUCAAGUUCAACAUUCAAUAACUGAAGGACAAAACUAAUAGGGAUGCUUUCAAUACCGACACACUACGUGGUAUCACUGAGGAAACCUGCGUGGAAUAACAUUGGGACUCUCUGAAGGCAAUAUUCAAGGAAACGUGUACAAAUAUUCUAGGAAGAAAGAAGAGACACGACAAGAAAUGGCUGUAAACGGACACCAACCUAGAAGCUCAUAGAAGUGAGGAGAGCAGGAUGGUGAAAGAGAUGACUCAAUGCAAAAAUGGACAACAGAAGUAGAAGCUGAGUUCAGUGUACACUGCAUUGAAUAAAGAAAUACGUGACGAAGAGUGCUAGGAAAGACAAAAGACAAUAAGACAUAUUGGCAACUGAAGCAGAACAAGCCGCAGACGAAAGAAAUCUCAGGACAUUAUAUAUAACCAGAUCUCUAUCCGUAAAGACACCAAUCAUUAAAGGAUGCUCAAGGAAACAGGAUUAUGAAGAAGAAGAAACAAAUCAGACAUUCGGCUGAAAACUUUAAAGGACUCUUAAAUCGACCAUCACCUGCAACUCGACAAGAAAUACCACCAACAGCACGCACAGAACUGCUAGUGGACACCAAUCCUCCAACGGAAGAAAAAAUCCUAAAUGCGACCAAGCUGAUGAAUACCGGUCGGGAGAGCAGUGGGGCUAGAUGGGAUUCCCCCGCCCCGAAGCAGUGGAAGCUGACCCGAAGACAGCGGCAGAUGUGCUCGAAUCAUUAUUACACAAGGUUUGGAAGGAAAGAAAGGUGCCUAUCGAUUGAAAAUAAGCUACCACAUCAAGCUGCCAAAGAAAGGCGACCUAAGCCUGUGCAAGAACUGGUGUGGAAUCAGGCUCUUGUCCACGCCAAGUUAAAUACUAAGUCGCAUCAUCCUGUAGAAAAUAAGGGAUGUACCAAAUACAGGACUCCGCUAGCUCGGAACAAGCUGCAUUAAGGAGAGGCAAAUGAUGU